Messenger RNA from Halichondria panicea, 3190 nucleotides. RefSeq lists its product as uncharacterized. The record is from RefSeq and is a predicted model, not a curated record. The transcript has a single exon. NCBI's taxonomy places the organism in Eukaryota, Metazoa, Porifera, Demospongiae, Suberitida, Halichondriidae. The coding region runs from base 1198 to 2427 and encodes 409 amino acids.
UAAAAUACCAGCUAGCUGAACCAACCCAGCAAGUAAUGCACUCCCUAACGAGCAGCCUACAGGACACUUUCGUAAAAAGUAAAGUCCUUACAAAUUGCAUCCUUGAAAGCCUCAGAAGUAUUCCAAACUGGAAUGCUAGCCAAAAUAACAAAGCACGCAAACACGCUGCAUGUAAGCUUGCUGCCAGUCACUUAGUGAGGAUCAGCCUCAAUGCUCGCAGAAAAGCUGUAGCUGGCCUACUAGGGGUCAAGAGAGAUGUCAUGGACGCACCCCUGACGUGCAUUAAGGACUUAGGCGAUAGGUGGCAUACAGAUUCUAGAGAGCCUUACUUUUACGAAGCUGGGUACACCCACGACCACCUGCCUCAAUGUACGUACACUAGUGGCAUACCCAGUAUCGAGGAGCCAGUGCAUGACCUCCCCACUCCGAUACAGGUAAAAAAUGACGGUGAGUGCGUGCUCUCAGACCACAAACCUGUCGUAGCUAAAAAACACCCUAAAGAUGGGAAAAAGAAAACACCAAAACCCACGUGGUCCUGUACGGCCAGAUGUAGGCAGGUUUCUGAUAGUGAAUUUGAAACCAUUGUAAACUUGCACGACAUGUUUAGCGAGGACGUUCAGGUUCUCCGAGACCGCCUCGGCGCCCUUCAUGCAUGUCCGUAUGUGCAAACAUACAUACAGGAAUGGGAAGUCCCAUUCAACCCAGAAAUGCCAGAUUACGAACACCGUGUCAAAGAGAGGAUGGGCCAUCCUCUACACUGUAAAAAAUGAUGUGUGGUUUUCACGCAGAGUGCGUGGCUAUUGUGGCAAAUGUGCGUUUUUUCUCGCAUUUUUUCCUGAUAGUUGCCACAAUAGUCACGCACUUGCGUGAAAACCACACAUCAUUUUUUACAGUGCAGCUUGUCACUUGUUCGGCAGCGAGUGUGCUAAUCCGUUGAGGACUCUCAGAAAUGCUCUCGUGCACUAUCCCGCCCUGUCAAAGUUACAAAACCAAAUUAACGAAGCAUUAAGAACAAGCAAAACAAUUGACAAAAUUGACACUGGCAUUAAGAACCACGACCACCAGCUGCUCCUCAAAGCUUGCCAACUAGGUUUAAAUGAGCUGUUUGAUCGCAAAUGCGACGAACCACAGGAGGUUAGUAAAGCUAGCGAUACACUAGACACUCUGUUUAGAGUGAAACACCUAGAAGCUUUACUAAUGUCAAAGUACACUCCGAUUAUACUGAAGUACGACAAAAAGGUUCGCGACUAUGCGAUAAACGUGUGCAUUUGUUGUGACCAACUGUUCAGACGUGAUCAGUGUACAAAGGUGUUGCAUGAUAGCCUUUGCGAUAAUAUCACCUGGUUAACCAUCAAAGCAUACGCUUUAAUGGUUAAUCCGGCUGUGUGGGAACAAGAAACGGUGUACAUGUGCAACUAUUGUAAACCGUCUAGGUCUGUAGUUAACGAUCUUGAAACGGUCCCCCAGCCGAACGAGCUAAAGGGGCUCGACUCCUUUAGCUUGCAAUUGAUUCAACUGGCAAAAACUUUUCAAACUAUAAUCAGAUUGAAAACGUACUCAAAGAAAGUCCCCGCGCACAAUUGUCUCAAGGCAUGCAAGGGAAACAUGUUCAUUCUGCCUUUGCCCAUGUCAAACACGGCUGAAACGCUAGCUCUAAACGAAUGCGGACUGCCUAAACCUCAACUGUACGUUAAAGUCGACGGGGUUCCCACAAAGAAAAAUGUUCUUUGGCAGAAAUUCGUCGACAUUAACAAAAUCAAGGGGGCUUUGACGAAACUCAAAGAAAUAAACUGGUUGUACGUAGACGUAAAGCCGGACAAAGUAGAACAGUCCAUGGACGACGUCGUCAUAGAGGUUACAAACAGUGCAACCAGUAGCAUGGUCGAAAAGGUGACCGACCAGUCGGGGUACACGGCCGGCAUACAAGCUUACACGCAACGCAAUUUAGACACUUUCAAACCCAAUGUCGCCGACAUAGACCAGUUUAAAAUGCUUAGGGUGAAUGAAUAUCCGUUAAAGAGUAGCCAGGAGCAUUUAGAUGUCAUGUGCUUUCCAGACCUUUUCCCAAUAGGUAUAUUCGGCGAGUUCCACCCUCGCGACGAGCACCUGGCUUUCAGUGAGUACGUAAAGUCGUGUCUAAACAACAAAGACUCUAGGUACAGAAAAAGUAGCGAGUACCUGUUCUACCUCAUGCACCUAAAACUCAUGAGAGAGAUCAAGGCGAGCAUUUUCAACGUGCUUAAAAACACCUCGAGCAGACAUUCGUCUGUCAAAGACCUGCUGGUAAAGCUAGACAAAAAAGACGGCGAGCUGGAGGGAAACCUCUCCACAAUCAUGAGGAGUGUGCGUGGAACCAAGCAGUACUGGCAAAACGCUUCCGGUGACCUAGAGGCUCUAGUUAAGGACUUUGGUCUUGAAUUAAUGUAAUACUGUAUGAAAAAAGAAAGGGAAUCAAAACUAAAAAACAUUUGCAAUGUGAACGUUGCUAGGAUUGCCAGGAAAAGAAAAGCGCAAAAAAGCGAAGAAACAAGAAAUUUGGCGAGUGCAUAACUCCAAUCCGUUACAACGUCAUGAACAUGUACAGUCGAGUGGCCUACUGUUGAUAAGGAAUUUUAAAAUCGAAAUACAGGUUGCAGGGUAAAUACACAGUCAUUGGUCUUUAUCUGCUGGUCAUGAAUAACUUGGAAUACUUCCACCCACACAUCCAACACUUGCGUGUUUGCUCAACACUGUAAGGGAGUCAUAAACACAUAACUAUAGCCUGCAAAAAAUGCACAUAAUUAACAUCACUAUAAUUAUUACUUGCAAUGUGAAAGGAUUGGCCAGGAAAAGUACCAAAACAAAAAUAAUAAUCAUAACUUAUUGAAACAGUAUACAUGUGAAUGACGUUGUAACGGAUUGGAGUUAUGCACUCGCCGAAUUUCUUGUUUCUUCGCUUUUUCGCGCUUUUCUUUUCCUGGCAAUCCUAGCAACGUUCACAUUGCAAAUGUUUUUUAAUUUUGAUAUUACUUAUACUUCCAAAGAUAAUGAGCUGAAAUGUGAAAAAUAAAAAGUUCCAGUCUCUUUGGUUGGAGCACUAUAGUUGAUAGCAUUGUAUAACCUUAAUUUAUAACUAUAUAGAUCUAAGUUAUGUAUAUGUGCAUGUAUAUACUGUGAGUUGUAUUACAUACAGUUCAGAUUGAAGUCAAGU